Messenger RNA from Acanthosepion pharaonis, 1704 nucleotides. NCBI's taxonomy places the organism in Eukaryota, Metazoa, Mollusca, Cephalopoda, Sepiida, Sepiidae. The record is from the annotation of a GenBank genome assembly.
AUGUUAAUUAAAAAGCAUUCUCUUGCAAUUCCUUCUUAUCUCUCCUUACCCUUUUUUUAUUGUUUUAUUGUAUUCCUCAUUUUUUUUUCUCCAAACUUUCGUUGUCUGUCCACAAAUAUUUGCAUUCAUUUUGAAAAGAAAGAAUUCGUUCUAUUAUUUUUCCCUUUUCGUUCUUUCUUGUGGGUUCUUUCAUUUCACACGUUUUUCUUUACAGGUUUCUUCCUUUUCAGGUUUCUUCAGAAAAGAAAGAAUCUAAAAAAAAAGAAAAGUAAAAAAUUCUUUCUUUAUUCAUUCCUUCACAUUUUAGAUUCUUACUUUUUACAUUCCUUCCUUUUUAGAUUCUUUUUUAUUCAUUCCUUAUUCCUUCACAUUUUGGAUUCUUACUAUUUACAUUCCUUCCUUUUUAGAUUUUUUCUUUAUACAUCCUUAUUUUCGAUUCUUUCUUUAUACAUCCCUUCUUUUUUAAAAUUCUUUCUUUAUAGAUUCCUUCACCUUUUAGAUUCUUACUUUUUACAUUCCUUCCUUUUUAGAUUCUUUCUUUAUACAUCCUUAUUUUCGAUUGUUUCUUUAUACAUCCCUUCUUUUUUAAAAUUCUUUCUUUAUAGAUUCCUUCACCUUUUAGAUUCUUACUUUUUACAUUCCUUCCUUUUUAGAUUCUUUCUUUAUACAUCCUUAUAUUCGAUUCUUUCUUUAUACAUCCCUUCUUUUUUUAAAUUCUGUCUUUAUAGAUUCCUUCACCUUUUAGAUUAUUACUUUUUACAUUCCUUCCUUUUUAGAUUCUUUCUUUAUACAUCCUUAUUUUCGAUUAUUUCUUUAUACAUCCCUUCUUUUUUUAAAUUCUUUCCUUAUAGAUUCCUUCACCUUUUAGAUUCUUACUUUUUACAUUCCUUCCUUUUUAGAUUCUUUCUUUAUACAUCCUUAUUUUCGAUUCUUUCUUUAUACAUCCCUUCUUUUUUUAAAUUCUCUCUUUAUAGAUUCCUUCACCUUUUAGAUUCUUACUUUUUACAUUCAUUCUUUCUUUAUACAUCCUUAUUUUCGAUUGUUUCUUUAUACAUCCCUUCUCUUUUAGAUUAUUUCUUUUCAUAUUUUAUUCUUUUCCUACUCCUUCCCAUUCAAUUUUCCCCUUUCAUUCUUCACUCCUGCAUUUUCUUCCUAGUAUCUUUUUCUUUCUACUUUUCUUCUUCUUGCCUAUUUCUUUCUCCCGUUUUUCUUACUUUUUCACUUCUCUCUUUAAUUUCCAUUGCCCCUGUUAUGUUUUUGUUUUGCCUUUUGCUUUUCUUUUCCUUGUUCACCUUCUUACAUUUAUUAGGUGUCUUUUGUUCCAUUCAAAUGUUUUGUUAUAUAAAAUUCACUUUCUCCCUCCACUACACUCUCUUCAUUUGUCUCAUUCUUACUCACUCUGUUUCUUUCGUUCUCACCCUCAUGCUGUAUCUCUCUCUUUAUCGCCCCUUCUGUCUGUCUCUCUCUCUCGUACGUCUUAUCUCAUUCUUGCUUACUCUAUCACUUUCUUUCGUUCUCACCCUCAUGCUCUAUCUCACUCUCUGUCGCCCCUUCUGUCUCUCCCUCUCUUUCUCUCCCUCUCUUCUUAAUUCUUAUCUCAUUCUUACUUACUCUAUCUCUUUCUUUCAUUCUCACCCUCAUGCUCUAUCACCCUCUCUGUCGCCCCUUCUGUCUCUCCCUCUCUUUCUCUCCCUCUCUUCUUAA